GCCGUCACUGCGUGAUAUCCUUCCGCGGGAGAGAAGCGCGCGGCCCUUUCCCUCCCGACAACACAGGAUGCAAACGGGCGGCGGUGAAGCUCCGACACGUUACUCUGCGCCACGGUCGUUAAAAUUUCCCGCACCAUCCGAGUGAUAAGCACCGAGCUAACACCGGGGACCCUCCGCCUGUUGUAUCAGCGACCGAUCCCGCCCUGUGGCUGGUACCGACUGAGCUCCGAGGAAGAAAUAUAAUCCGCUGUGAGCGCUGCGCGGCAACCGAAACUAUCGAGCUAGUGACCGAGCACAGAGAGAGAGCGGCAGCCGGGGGACGGAAUGGAGCUCAUCACUAUUCUCGAGAAAACGGUCUCUCCAGAUCGGAAUGAACUGGAGGCGGCACAGAAGUUUCUGGAGCAGGCGGCGAUAGAGAACCUGCCUACAUUCCUGGUGGAGUUGUCUAAAGUGUUGGCGAACCCGGGGAACACUCAAGUGGCUCGAGUUGCUGCCGGUCUGCAGGUGAAGAACUCUCUGACCUCCAAAGACCCCGAUGUCAAGACACAGUACCAGCAGAGAUGGCUGGCCAUCGACGCCAACGCUCGCCGCGAGAUCAAGAACUACGUUUUACAGACUCUGGGCACGGAGACGUACCGACCCAGCUCGGCGUCGCAGUGCGUCGCCGGGAUCGCCUGCGCAGAGAUCCCAGUUAACCAGUGGCCCGAGCUGAUCCCACAGCUGGUCGCCAACGUCACUGACCCCUCGAGCACCGAACACAUGAAGGAGUCCACGCUGGAGGCCAUCGGAUACAUCUGCCAGGACAUCGACCCUGAGCAGCUGCAGGAAAACGCCAACCAGAUCCUGACAGCCAUCAUCCAGGGCAUGAGGAAGGAGGAGCCCAGUAACAACGUCAAACUGGCCGCCACCAAUGCCCUGCUCAACUCCCUGGAGUUCACCAAAGCCAACUUCGACAAGGAGACGGAGAGACACUUCAUCAUGCAGGUGGUGUGUGAAGCCACGCAGUGUCCCGACACCAGAGUGCGCGUGGCGGCCUUACAGAACCUGGUGAAGAUCAUGUCUCUGUACUAUCAGUACAUGGAAACGUACAUGGGCCCGGCGCUGUUCGCGAUCACCAUUGAGGCCAUGAAGAGCGACAUCGAUGAGGUGGCCUUACAGGGCAUCGAGUUCUGGUCCAACGUCUGUGAUGAGGAGAUGGACCUGGCCAUCGAGGCCUCAGAGGCCUCGGAGCAGGGACGCCCGCCUGAGCACACCAGUAAGUUCUACGCCAAAGGAGCCCUGCAGUACCUGGUGCCCAUCCUGACCCAGACCCUCACCAAACAGGACGAGAACGACGACGAUGACGACUGGAACCCCUGUAAGGCUGCAGGUGUGUGUCUGAUGCUGCUGGCCACCUGCUGUGAGGACGACGUGGUUCCUCACGUUCUGCCCUUCAUCAAAGAACACAUCAAACAUCACGACUGGCGCUACAGAGACGCCUCCGUCAUGGCCUUCGGAUCCAUCCUGGAAGGACCCGAACUCAACCAGCUCAAACCCCUCGUCAUACAGGCGAUGCCGACUCUGAUCGAGCUGAUGAAGGACCCCAGUGUGGUGGUGAGGGACACCACGGCGUGGACGGUGGGGAGGAUCUGUGAGCUGCUGCCUGAAGCCGCCAUCAACGAGAUCUACCUGGCGCCCCUGCUGCAGUGUCUGAUUGAGGGCCUGGGGGCGGAGCCCCGCGUGGCCUCCAACGUCUGCUGGGCCUUCUCCUCUCUGGCUGAAGCAGCGUAUGAAGCCACCGACGCUGCAGAGGACCAGGAGGAGCCCAGCACCUACUGUCUGUCCUCGUCCUUCGAAAUCAUCGUCCAGAAGCUCCUGGAGACCACAGACAGGCCCGACGGUCACCAGAACAACCUGCGCUCAGCUGCCUACGAGGCUCUGAUGGAGAUCGUCAAGAACAGUGCGAAGGACUGUUACCCUGCAGUCCAGAAGACCACGCUGGUCAUCAUGGAGAGACUGCAGCAGGUCCUCCAGAUGGAGUCGCACAUCCAGAGCACCUCAGACAGAAUCCAGUUCAACGACCUGCAGUCACUGCUGUGUGCCACUCUGCAGAAUGUCCUCCGUAAAGUGCAGCACCAGGACGCCCUGCAGAUCUCUGACGUGGUGAUGGCGUCUCUGCUCAGGAUGUUUCAGAGCACUGCCGGCUCCGGAGGUGUUCAGGAGGACGCUCUGAUGGCCGUGUCCACACUGGUCGAAGUUCUGGGCAGCGACUUCCAGAAAUACAUGGAUGCCUUUAAGCCUUUCCUGGGUAUCGGACUGAAGAACUACGCUGAGUAUCAGGUGUGUCUGGCAGCGGUGGGUCUGGUGUGUGACCUGUGCCGAGCUCUGAUGUCCAACAUCCUGCCUUACUGUGACGAGAUCAUGCAGCUGCUGCUGGAGAACCUCGGGAAUGAGAACGUCCAUCGGUCGGUGAAGCCUCAGAUCCUCUCUGCAUUCGGUGACAUCGCGUUGGCCAUCGGAGGAGAGUUUAAGAAGUACCUGGACAUCGUCCUGGACACCCUGCAGCAGGCCUCUCAGGCUCAGGUGGACAAGACGGACUACGACAUGGUGGACUACCUGAACGAGUUGAGGGAGGGCUGUCUGGAGGCGUACACCGGGAUCAUCCAGGGCCUGAAGGGGGACCAGGAGAACGUGCACCCUGAUGUGAUGUUGGUCCAGCCUCGGGUGGAGUUCAUCCUCUCCUUCAUUCAUCACAUAGCUGAGGAUGAAGAUCACUCUGACGGAGUCGUGGCCAACGCUGCUGGACUCAUCGGCGACCUGUGCACAGCGUUUGGUAAAGACGUGAUGAAGCUGGUGGAGGUUCGUCCGCUCAUCAACGACCUGCUGACGGAGGGCCGCCGCUCCAAAACCACCAAGACCAAGACGCUCGCCACCUGGGCCACCAAGGAGCUCCGCAAGCUCAAGAGCCAGGCCUGAUUGUUGCCGGUCGGGGAAAAGAGAGCGAGAGAUUUGAGAGAGAUCGACAUCAGUGAACAAUGAGGACAAACUGCCCCACUGGAAUUAACUCUUCUGUGUUUGUGGCGAGCGUCGACUCGCAGCAGAAGUCGAGUGUGAGCUGAGAUGAGUGUCUGUGUGUGAGCGAGCGAGAGAGACGCGUGUGAGCGAGCGAGAGAUGAUGACAUCACACCACCUUCAGUUCCAGCAGGCGACGCCCCCUCUCCUCCCCUCCUCCCCCUCCUGGACGGCCUGUGGACUGGACUCUGACUCCCCCCUCCUCCCACCCCCCAAUCAAAACAAACAAACUCACCCUGGAGCCCUCCCCUCCUCCCACAAUCCACCUCUCUCGCUGUAGCUGGGCUCUCCUACGACAUCACAAUGACGUCACUGACCCGCCGCCGCCCCUCGAGCCGGGGGAGGGGGGGAGGAGGGGAACUAGAUAAAAACACGACGAGAAAAUAAAAGACUUCUGUGGAAUCAAAGGUUAAAAAUCGAGCGGACUCUGUGGACUUCUGUGGAAAACUUUAGAUUUGUGUUGCUCUUAUUUUUCUUCUUCUUCUUCUUCCGGGCACUAAAACAGCGAAGGAGAUCCGACGGACGCGAACGCCUCCACCUGCUCCGUGUUCAGCAUUUGAUGCUCUUAUCCAAACAGCAACAGCACUAAAUUCCUACAAAAUAAAAGUCAAAAAGCCGAGGAGGAAUCCUCCGAGGAGCGAGUGCCAAAUGGAAAUAGUUUAGCGGAAAGUAAACCAGGCGAAGCUGAAAACCUUCGAUGUAAAGCGAGCGAGCUGCUGGUGAAGCGUUUCAGUUUUUGUUUCCCCGCUGCACUUGGUUUUGGAAAAGGUCACUCACCAUUUUUGCUUGUUUAAAUAAAAUUCAGAGAAUUGAAGACGUUUGUAUAAGGUUAUAUUUUUCCAUUGCUAUGAUGAAAAUAAAGUAAAAAAAAAAACAAUAAAAUGAUAUGAAACAUU
This is a messenger RNA of Acanthopagrus latus (yellowfin seabream), 3947 nucleotides long. It is a transcript of the gene kpnb1, whose product is annotated as karyopherin (importin) beta 1. The record is from RefSeq and is a predicted model, not a curated record. The transcript is spliced from 22 exons. Lineage: Eukaryota; Metazoa; Chordata; Actinopteri; Spariformes; Sparidae. Gene Ontology annotation, cellular component: nucleus; cytoplasm. The coding region runs from base 325 to 2955 and encodes 876 amino acids. Gene Ontology annotation, biological process: protein import into nucleus. Gene Ontology annotation, molecular function: small GTPase binding; nuclear import signal receptor activity.